This is a messenger RNA of Nomascus leucogenys (northern white-cheeked gibbon), 2180 nucleotides long. NCBI's taxonomy places the organism in Eukaryota, Metazoa, Chordata, Mammalia, Primates, Hylobatidae. The record is from RefSeq and is a predicted model, not a curated record.
UGCGGCAAAGAACCGGGCUGUGCCCAAAGUGUUCUCUGGAAGUUGUAGUUCCUGUAUUGGUGAGGCAAGGAGGAGGCGGAGUGACUCGGCGGCCAUUAGCUGUGUGUAGUUGCCCGGGACUAGGAGCUUAAGUGAAGAGGGACGCCUUGUUCGGUGGAAAUCAGCCAUAGCCAUGAGUUUCUGCCGGGGCUAGCCCUAGAGUACGGAGCAGGCGGACUUCUCGGUUCCCCGCCCCGCCGGGUGGCGGGGCCUACUAGGCCUCCGGGCAUCCCCGGUCUCAAGUAGGCCUCAUCUGCUGGCAAGGGCGCCCCAAACGCGGGAGGCGCCAUGUCGCUGGUUGCUUACGCCAGCAGCGAUGAGAGCGAGCCGGAUGAGGCUGAGCCCGAGCCAGAGGAAGAGGAGGCGGUGGCCCCUACAUCUGGGCCCGCUUUAGGGGGCUUGUUCGCUUCUCUUCCUGCGCCCAAGGGUCCGGCCUUGCUGCCUCCGCCCCCUCAGAUGCUGGCCCCAGCCUUUCCCCCGCCGCUGUUGCUUCCCCCACCCACCGGAGACCCCAGGCUUCAGCCUCCUCCCCCCUUGCCCUUCGGCCUGGGAGGCUUCCCCCCACCUCCAGGCGUGAGCCCGGCUGAAGCGGCGGGAGUUGGGGAGGGACUGGGAUUGGGAUUGCCCUCGCCCCGAGGCCCUGGCCUCAAUCUGCCCCCUCCGAUUGGCGGUGCCGGUCUCCCGCUGGGGCUUCCCAAGCCAAAGAAGAGGAAAGAGCCCGUGAAGAUCGCGGCGCCGGAGUUGCAUAAGGGAGAUUCAGAUUCUGAGGAAGAUGAACCCACAAAGAAGAAAACUAUCCUUCAGGGAUCCGGUGAGGGGACUGGUUUGUCUGCCUUGCUUCCCCAACCUAAAAACCUGACUGUGAAAGAGACUAACAGGUUGCUCCUGCCCCAUGCCUUCUCCCGCAAACCCUCGGAUGGCUCCCCUGAUACUAAGCCCUCCAGACUGGCUUCUAAGACCAAGACUUCCUCUCUUGCCCCUGUUGUGGGCACCACAACCACCACUCCGUCGCCCUCUGCUAUCAAGGCUGCUGCCAAGAGUGCUGCCCUGCAGGUGACAAAGCAGAUCACACAGGAAGAAGACGACAGUGAUGAGGAAGUAGCCCCUGAAAACUUUUUCUCCCUUCCUGAAAAGGCUGAGCCACCUGGAGUUGAGCCAUACCCUUACCCCGUCCCCACUGUCCCUGAAGAGCUGCCUCCAGGCACGGAACCAGAGCCGGCUUUCCAGGACGAUGCAGCCAAUGCCCCCCUUGAAUUCAAGAUGGCAGCAGGCUCAAGUGGGGCCCCUUGGAUGCCUAAGCCUGGGGACGACUACAGCUACAAUCAGUUUUCCACGUAUGGCGAUGCCAAUGCCGCUGGUGCUUAUUAUCAGGUUCAGGAGGUACAUGUACAGGAUUAUUACAGUGGUGGCUACUAUCCUGCACAGGACCCGGCCCUGGUCCCCCCCCAGGAAAUUGCCCCAGAUGCCUCCUUCAUCGAUGACGAAGCAUUUAAGCGGCUGCAGGGCAAGAGGAACCGAGGGAGAGAAGAAAUAAACUUUGUGGAGAUCAAAGGUGAUGACCAGCUCAGUGGGGCCCAGCAAUGGAUGACUAAGUCAUUGACAGAAGAGAAAACCAUGAAGUCAUUCAGCAAAAAGAAAGGUGAGCAGCCAACCGGCCAGCAGCGGCGGAAACACCAGAUUACAUAUCUUAUUCAUCAGGCCAAGGAGCGGGAGCUGGAACUGAAGAACACCUGGUCAGAGAACAAGCUCAGCCGCCGUCAGACCCAAGCCAAAUAUGGAUUCUAGGGCUCUGGAACUGAUGCUCCCAGGAUCUCCUGCCAGCCCAGCUGGCCUGGCCCCCAGCUUCACCUCUGGGACCCCAGCUUCUCUAAGCCCAGGAUCUCUUUCCCCAAGGACCCAGCCCUCGCCUCUGCGAGAAUGAACAUAUUUGAUAGAUUUUUCUUAACAAAUUAGAAAAUUCAGCUCCUUUCUGUCCUGGAGCUAGCAAAGACUUGUGUGAUGCCUCCGAAGGGGCUCUGAGUUCUGGGAUGGGAGUUUUGCUCUCUGUCAGGUGUGAUGAAAUGUUGAACCCUCCCCACCACCACUUUUUUUUUUUUUAAACCAGGGAUGUCUGUUGAAAUAAAACAUUCAGUCUGACAAAC